Molecule: messenger RNA, 2345 nt
Organism: Anguilla rostrata (American eel)
Lineage: Eukaryota; Metazoa; Chordata; Actinopteri; Anguilliformes; Anguillidae
Gene: ccbe1
Product: collagen and calcium binding EGF domains 1
Exons: 11
Coding region: 468-1967 (499 amino acids)
Molecular function (GO): calcium ion binding
Source: RefSeq, a predicted model, not a curated record
AAAAUCUAUAGCGUGUUGAUAUUACUAUUCAAUUGAAUAAUGAUAAAGCCAGAAGGUCAAGGUUUCGGGUGCGUAAAAGGUUCAGACGCGCAUUACAAUGUCAGACAGGCCUUCUGGAAUGGAUCAAAUACCGCAUUUUCAAUAUAAUCAUCUGUGACGUUGCCAGAUUCCUGCUACACAGAUAGGACCCAGCCGUCAUUACCACAGUGCUCCUGUUCGAGAAAAAUUAUGACUGUUUAGGUUGAUUUUAAAAGAGGAAUGCGGAUACGCUUUUGCCCGCCACUUUUGGCGUAUCGGACAAUGUAGAUUUCUGCAGUAUUAUUAUUUUUAUGUAUGUAUGUAUUUAUGUAUGUAUGUAUGGGUGGGGAGGGGCUACCGGAAAAUAAAUAGGCUAGCAUCUUGCAGUUGCAUCUCUAUUCGACUACAGGUGCGGAACAUAAUAGAAAAUGCAUUGAGAUACACUGGAUAUGUUGCUGCGUGUGGGUCACUUGAUAACUGCCAAAUAUUUUUCAUUGUCUUUCCUUUUUUGCCUUGAGCCUCGCCUUGAGCCUAGUGAACUUUUGAAGUCUGUAAAAAGCUCAGCAGAAAGGAAGGACUGGAAAGACAGCCGUGCUGCAAUUCGAAUCAAGAGUGGAACGUGCUUGCGAGAGCCAAUCAGUUUUCCGAAACGCUGUGCCUCAUAUUUAAAGUACAGUAACUUCAGCGGACACGUUUUACAGCAAUUGGGCGACUACGGAUACUAUUGGCGUACUGCACCUGAGGAAAUGAAUUAUAUGAACGGAGAGAUUACUCUCAGGGCUGUUUUAGUAUUUACGUUUUUUACGAAUGGCUUACUUUGGACUUACAGAGAGGAACAAGAUGAUGCGGACAGAGAAAUCUGCUCAGAAAAUAAAAUAGUCACAACUAAAUAUCCUUGCAUUAAACCUACGGGGGAAUUGACUACAUGUUACAGGAAGAAAUGCUGUGAAGGCUUUAAAUUUGUUCUGGGACAGUGUAUUCCAGAAGAUUAUGACGUGUGUGCGGGGGCUCCUUGUGAACAGCAGUGCACGGACCACUUUGGGCGCGUGGUGUGCACGUGCUACUCCGGGUACCGCUACGACAGGGAGCGCCACAGAAACCGGGAGAAGCCAUACUGCCUCGACAUUGAUGAAUGCGGCAGCAAAAAUGAGAGCACGUGCUCCCAAAUCUGCAUUAACCUUCCCGGGAGCUACAGGUGUGAAUGUGAGAAAGGAUUCUUCCUGGAGGAAGAUGGGAAAACCUGCACGAAAGGGGAAAGAGAGAACCACUUCCAGAAGUCAGACAAUGUAAUGAAGACGGGAACGUGCUCUGCUACCUGUGAGGACUUUCAUCAGAUUAAGACUACUGUGCUUCAACUCAAACAAAAGAUUGCCUUGUUGCCAAUCAGUGCUGAAAUAAAUAAGCAGAUGACCAGCGAUAAAAUGUUGACAUCACACUCAUAUCUGCCUGGGCCCCCUGGACAACCUGGCCCACCAGGAAUGCCAGGACCAAAAGGCUCCCCUGGACAUGCAGGACUGAUGGGACCCCCUGGACUUCCAGGCCCCCGGGGACUGAUGGGGCCCAUGGGGCCCUCGCCUGAUUUGUCCCACAUCAAACAAGGCCGACGUGGCCCAGUGGGUCCUCCUGGUGCUCCAGGAAAAGAUGGCAUGAAGGGGGAGAGAGGGGCUCCUGGACUCACCGGACCUCCGGGCCCACCCGGAUCGUUUGACUUCCUGCUGCUGCUGAUGGCUGACAUUCGCAACGACAUCGCCGAGCUGCAGAAUAAAGUGUUCGGCCCGCGGACCCAGUCCUCGGGGGAGGAGUUCCCCGUGGCCCCGGAUAACUGGAGGGAGAAUCAGGACACCGUGGACAUGGGGUCUGGCGAGGACUACAAACAGCGGGGGGCAGCGAAGAGCAACAGGAAGAGGAAACCAACACGGACCUUAAACGAUCCUGACUGGACGAUCUGAGAGGCCUUUCAGCAGCGGGGAGUACAGAAGGCGGAGCGCGGCGUGAUGUUUAGCUCAGGUGUGGACGCAAGCUGGCCUAAAUGUAUUUCUUAACCUACAGCACCGCCGUUCAGCACCAAAGCAAAACAACAAGCAGUGUCUGGCCUACUGAAUACGCCUUAGAAUCCGCAGAAGGCAAACCAUUCGAAACACGAGUACAUGUGCAGGUGUAAAGGUCAGAAUAUUUGAUUUUAUUUUAUUGAACUGCAUAUACACAGAAAGUGCAAUUGUAUUUCUUAUCAUGAAAUCUUUAUUUUUAUAAUAUAGAUAUAGGUAUAUAUUUAUAUUUUUUCAUAUUUCUGAAGUGUCUUGUGAACUGAUUAAACAUGGAUGCUGGCA